GCCCCUGGCGCGCGGAGUCCCGCGGCGCACGCUCGGUUCGCUCCGCUUACAGCUGAAAGGAGUUGAGGCUGGGAGUUGGCCAACCUCAAUCACCUGUCGGAAGCCCGCCCCAGGGCGCGCUGAUAACUGCAGCCUCGGCUGGCGGCCUCCUCCGCGCCGGGACGCCAAGGCCAGGGUGGCAGGUGUGGGAGCUGCUCCCCGAGACACCCGCUCCCCAGCUCCCUGCUCGCCCUUUCGCCUCCAGGUGCCAGCGAUUUAGCGCGCCCCGAAGGCCAACAGCCUCAGGCGCCAGGGCUGCGGGUUCGAGAGGCUCCGCCUCCUUCUAUCAAUUAGAACCAAAAACGCCAAGCCGGAACCUUCCCACUCGAUCUUAAGCUGCGGUCACUGCUGAGUUUCUUCAGAACUUCGCAAGAAAGGGCCAGCCAGGACCUUUGCCUCCAACCUACGCCGCGCCAGUUGGGGACACCUGCAGGCCUGGGAGGUCCCGCUUUUCUCCGGGCACCGACGCCCCAACUUUUAAGGAGCGGUCUGCGCUCCCCGAUUGACUGUCGAGCUCCUGUGCCAAGGGGCGCACUGGUCUUUCCAGGGCCGGCAACCCUCUCUCCCCCGCUCGCCCUCCUCCUCCCCCGAGCGGGUUGUGGGGCUGGGUGAGUCCGAAUCUGCAGUACACUUGAGCGUUCCCAAAGCUCCGGGUUCGCCCCCCUCACCUCGGACCCGACGGUCGAGUAGGGACAGAGCCCGGGUGAUCCAGGCCUUUUACUGCCAAACUUUAAUCGGCCUCCGUCUGUCCUUUCCGAACUCGGGUGCCGAAGCGGAUCGGCCGGGCGAGCGGGCGGCGGAGCAUCGAGGCGCUCGGAGCCGCGUCUCCCGUCGGGUGCUGAGCGCACCAUGGCCGGCUGCUGCUGCCUGUCGGCGGAGGAGAAGGAGUCGCAGCGCAUUAGCGCCGAGAUCGAGCGGCAACUUCGCCGGGACAAGAAGGAUGCGCGCCGCGAGCUCAAGCUGCUGCUGCUGGGAACCGGUGAAAGUGGCAAAAGCACCUUCAUCAAGCAGAUGAGGAUUAUCCACGGGUCUGGUUACAGCGACGAAGACAGAAAGGGGUUCACAAAGCUGGUUUACCAAAACAUUUUCACCGCCAUGCAAGCCAUGAUCCGCGCCAUGGACACCCUGCGGAUCCAGUAUGUGUGUGAGCAGAAUGAGGAUAACGCACAGCUGAUCAGAGAGGUGGAAGCAGACAAGGUGUCCGCGCUCUCCAGGGACCAGGUGGAGGCCAUCAAGCAGCUGUGGCAGGACCCAGGGAUCCAGGAGUGCUACGACAGGCGGAGGGAGUACCAGCUGUCGGACUCUGCCAAGUAUUACCUGACUGACAUUGACCGGAUCGCCAUGCCGUCAUUCGUGCCAACGCAGCAGGACGUGCUUCGUGUCCGAGUGCCCACAACCGGCAUCAUUGAGUAUCCGUUUGACUUGGAAAACAUCAUCUUUCGGAUGGUGGAUGUUGGCGGCCAGCGAUCUGAAAGGCGGAAAUGGAUUCACUGCUUUGAGAGUGUCACCUCCAUUAUUUUUCUGGUUGCUCUGAGUGAAUAUGACCAGGUCCUGGCCGAGUGCGACAAUGAGAACCGCAUGGAGGAGAGCAAAGCCUUAUUUAAAACCAUCAUCACUUACCCCUGGUUUCUGAACUCAUCGGUGAUUUUGUUCUUAAACAAGAAGGAUCUUUUGGAAGAGAAGAUCAUGUACUCUCAUCUAAUUAGCUAUUUUCCUGAAUACACUGGACCAAAGCAAGACGUCAAAGCUGCCAGAGACUUUAUCCUGAAGCUUUAUCAAGAUCAGAAUCCCGACAAAGAAAAAGUCAUCUAUUCCCACUUCACGUGUGCUACAGACACAGAGAAUAUCCGCUUUGUGUUUGCUGCUGUGAAAGACACAAUUCUACAGCUGAACCUGAGGGAAUUCAACCUAGUUUAAAAGCUGCUCCCCACUCCUCACCCAGGCUCCAAGACUGGGCUUGCAAGCCUCCUGCUUUGUUUGCAAGUGCUUCUGACAUCACCCGCCCAGCCCACUGGGCGGCACCAAGUCCCCCACGCAGGCCACAGGGACAGGGACGGGUGAUGAAGCUUGUUAAGAUAUCUGAGUUCAGCAAAACUUUUUCAAAGUCUUUAUUCCUAAAUUGUUUUUAUAUUUCUUUUCUUAAUUUUAGGCUACAAGAUUCUCCAUAAUUUUUUGAUUUGAUAUUUUAUAGAAUUUAAAAGCCACUGUGAUUUAUGGUUUUUUUUUUUUUUAAAGUGUGUAUAAUAAUAGCCAUUAAAAAUCACAUUACAGAGGAGCCUGUCAGUUUAUAGAUUAGGCUUUGAGACUUUUAGGAUUAGUUUGGGUGACUUUUUUUUUUUAAAGAAAGUUAAUGGCCUUGAAGCUUUAUAUUAAAUUUUAUAAUUGAAUGCUUUUCUCUCUUCAUGCUUAAGUAUAUACCUUUAACAUGCAACCAAAGAUUUUUUUUUUAAACAGUUGGUUCUCCUUUGUGUUAACUUUCUAAGUCAAAUUAAUGACUAUCAGUAUUUCUAAUUUAGUUUUGCCAUAAUUUGAUCACUCUGAUACCAAAGUUUUUGACUUAAGAUAAAUGGGCAGUAGAUAGCAUGUAUGUUAUACUGGUUAAAAAAAUAAUAAAGUGUGUAUAUUUAUAUAUAUAUGUAUUCCAAUGUAGAUGUCCAGGUCUUAUAAACUUAUGAAAUAGCUAAAAGCCCAAUAUGUUUAACAGAUGUAAUGUAACCCCUGCCAAAGUUCUGAUAGCCACCAGAGAUUUCCUGUUUGAACCAUGUAUGCUGUGCCUUUCUGAGAAGGCUAAGAAUAUAUACCAUUCUGCCAUUAGCA
Molecule: messenger RNA, 2856 nt
Organism: Camelus dromedarius (Arabian camel)
Lineage: Eukaryota; Metazoa; Chordata; Mammalia; Artiodactyla; Camelidae
Gene: GNA14
Product: G protein subunit alpha 14
Exons: 7
Coding region: 889-1956 (355 amino acids)
Biological process (GO): phospholipase C-activating dopamine receptor signaling pathway; action potential; adenylate cyclase-modulating G protein-coupled receptor signaling pathway
Cellular component (GO): heterotrimeric G-protein complex
Molecular function (GO): guanyl nucleotide binding; G protein-coupled receptor binding; GTPase activity
Source: RefSeq, a predicted model, not a curated record